AUGCAGUUACUCUUCUACUACCGGUGUCACCUCCUUCUCCUCCUCUGGCUUGCUUGGCCGCCGCAAUGGGCGACGGGCUGCCACCCUACUGACCGGGCGGCCCUCCGCUGCUUCAGGGCCAGCAUUGCUGGUGACCCCUCUGGCCUCCUCCGCACCUGGGAUGCCGCCUCCGCCGACUGUUGCACCGCCUGGGCCGGUGUCGCCUGCGACGACUCCACCGGCCGCGUCGUCAACCUCACUCUUCCCGGAUUCUCCUCCUCCGCGCUGGAUUUUGCCUCGCUCACCGGGACGCUCUCGCAGUCCCUCGGCGCGUUGUCCGCCCUCCGCGUGCUCGACCUCAGCAACCUCAAGCAGCUCACUGGCCGCAUCCCGCCCUCCCUCGCCCGUCUCUCCCGCCUCGAGGUUCUCCUUCUUGACUCCAACGACCUCUCUGGCGGUAUUCCCUCCGGCUUCGCGAACCUCACUCGCCUCCGACGGGUUUGCCUCAGCUCCAACAAACUCUCCGGCCCGAUCCCCGCGUUCGCUUCCCCUGUUCUUUCCGUGCUCUCCCUCGCUUAUAACCGCCUCACCGGCAGCAUUCCAGCGUCCAUCGGACAGUCAACCGAGCUGCGCGCGGUCGACCUCCAUGGCAACAACCUCACUGGCUCGAUCCCGAUCCAAAUCGGCUCGCUGCGCAAGCUCACUUUUCUCGAUCUCUCCGAGAACCAGAUCUCCGGCAGCAUUCCUAGCUCUAUCGACCAACUGAAAACUGUUUCUGUUCUCUAUCUCAACCACAACCGCCUCACCGGUACAAUCCCGUCCACCAUCGGAGGGAUGCUCUCCCUCCAGUUCUGCAGGAUAUCGGAGAACCGCCUCACCGGAAGAAUCCCGGAAUCGAUCGGAGAUCUCCCUAACAUCGAACGACUGAUACUGGAGAACAACCAGCUCACCGGCGAGUUGCCCGCCGCCAUGGGAAGACUCUCUUUCCUCACCCACGUCUUCCUUGCAAACAACCGGAUCACCGGCCGCAUCCCAUCAAGCGUCGGCGGUUUGGGGAGAUUGCUAACCCUAGAACUGUCGCGGAACCGUCUCCACGGCCCAAUCCCUCGGGAACUCUCCCAGCUGCGCAACCUCCAGAAUCUCGAUCUCUCCUUCAACCCGCUGGGAAAUCCACCGAGAUGGUUCGGCGACAUGGGGCUCUUCAAGAUAAGCCUCGCCGGUACGAGGAUCUCCGGGCCGUUGCCCGAGUGGCUCUCAUCCUCGACCUCGAUUUCGAUCCUCGACCUCUCCAGCAACAGAGUGUGCGGGGAGAUCCCACGGUGGAUCGGAAACAUGACCUCUCUCUCCUUCCUCAACCUCUCCCGCAACGCCCUACGGGGGCGGAUCCCGGAGGAGUUCAAGAACCUGACGACUCUGAUGGAUCUAGACCUCCACGGGAACGCGAUCGGCGGGCGGAUCCGGCCGGUGCUGGCGAAGGGGACGCGAGAUCCGCUAGGGCAUUACCGGACGGUGGAUCUGUCGGGGAACCGCUUCACCGGGGGGCUGGAUCCCGACGUCGGGGAGCUCCCAGCCAUGGACGCGGUGGAGAGGCUUGUGCUUUCGAACAACCCGGGACUGGGAGGGGGAAUUCCAGCGUCGAUGGCGAGAAUGGCGUCGCUGAGGGAAGUGGAGAUGGCAGGGGACGGGCUCGCCGGGAGGAUACCGGAGGGCGUCCUGGACCUGGAGAAGCUGGAGGUAUUCGACGUGUCGCACAACGGGCUCAUCGGCCAGAUCCCCAACCACCGAGCUCCGGUGGCGGCGAAAGGGUUCAGGGGGAACCCGGAGCUCUGCGGGGCGCCGCUCCCGCCGUGCAAACCGUAG
Messenger RNA from Zingiber officinale, 1839 nucleotides. RefSeq names its product LRR receptor-like serine/threonine-protein kinase SIK1. Bases 1 to 1839 code for a protein of 612 amino acids. Gene Ontology annotation, molecular function: protein binding. The record is from RefSeq and is a predicted model, not a curated record. The transcript has a single exon. Lineage: Eukaryota; Viridiplantae; Streptophyta; Magnoliopsida; Zingiberales; Zingiberaceae.